This is a messenger RNA of Lotus japonicus, 2238 nucleotides long. RefSeq lists its product as uncharacterized. The record is from RefSeq and is a predicted model, not a curated record. NCBI's taxonomy places the organism in Eukaryota, Viridiplantae, Streptophyta, Magnoliopsida, Fabales, Fabaceae. The transcript is spliced from 3 exons. Bases 936 to 1994 code for a protein of 352 amino acids.
GAGCUAUAGAUGGGACACAUGUUCGGGUCAAGGUUCCAAGGGCAGAAGCCCCUCGCUUUCGUGGAAGAAAGGAUUGCCCCACGCAAAAUGUCUUCGAUGCAUGUGAUUUCGACAUGAAAUUCACAUACGUUCUAGCAGGGUGGGAAGGAACAGCUUCAGACUCUAGAAUUUUAAAGGAUGCCUUGAGUAGGGAAGACCCUUUAAUAAUACCAGAAGGAAAAUUUUAUCUUGGGGAUGCGGGAUUUAUGCUUAAACCUGGGAUACUUACACCAUAUAGAGGUGUUCGUUAUCACUUGAAGGAGUAUUCAACUCGAGGCCCCCAAAAUCCUAGAGAGUUGUUCAACCUACGCCACUCUUCACUCAGAAAUGUCAUAGAGAGAACUUUUGGUGUAUUAAAAAAAAGAUUUCCCAUCAUAUCCAGCGGAACAGAACCACAUUAUUCGUUUGAAGUAAUGAGGAACAUAGUAGUUGCUUGCUGUAUACUGCAUAAUUUUUUAAUGGGUGUGGACAUUGAUGAAGCCUUAAUGGCUGAAGUUGACCGUGAAUUGCUUCAACGUGACAUAGAUAGAUCCCAGGCUCAACGUGAUGAGGAGUACAGACAAGGCCAACUUCUAAGGGAUAAUAUUGCAAAUGAAAUGUGGAAUGUUUAUCAAGUUUAGUGUUGUUGUCUCAUGGUUCCUAGGUCUUCAUCUUGUAAUUUAUACUUGGAUUAUGUGCAUGUAAACUUUGAUGUUGUUAUUCAUGUUUUCCAUAUGUCAUUAGUGUUGGGUUAUUCUUUCUACUUGUUAUUUAUUGAUCUGUGAAGUAUUGAAUUGAUUUGGGUAAUGUCAAAGACUAUUCUUCUCAUAUGUAUUUGUCAUUGAUUCCUAAAAUACAAUGGUCAGCAUUCUCUAUCCUUCAAUCUAUUUACCACAAUUGUAUUUAUAGGUUGAAAGAUGUCAAAGAGUAAAGGUCAAGCUGGGGAACCUACUCAAGUCCGUGCAGUGAUCUUGAGGUGGACUGAAGACAUGGACCAAAUAUUACUGGAUGCCUUUUGUGAGGAGGUUACCAAGGGAAAUAGGCCGGAUGGUGCAUGGACAACGCAAGGCUAUGCUAAUGUACUUGAGGCAUUAAGGGCUGGCGUUUCACCAACCAUGACAAAGCAAAAUAUUAAAAAUAGAAUGAAAACCAUGAAGGAUAACUUCACUGAGGCUUAUGAUCUAUUCAAAGGUCUUAGUGGCUUUGCAUGGAGUCCAAUGACUAAGAGGUUUGAGGCUGAGGAUCAUGUAUGGGAGGAAUUAAUUAAGGAAAAACCUCAUGCUAUUAAAUGGAAACGAUCGCAAGUCAAGCACUAUGAUACAUUGAAGGAGCUUUUUGGUGCUGAUCGAGCAACGGGAAAAAAAGCCUUAAGUGCUGGCCAAAUAUUGCGUGAAAUGGAGAAGGAAACUGUGGACUUAAAUGAUGUUGGCGAUGACACUUCUAUGCCGGAACCAAAUGCUGGUGUAUUUGAGGGGGAGCAAUUCUCCCCUCCUAAUGUUGACUCUUUUAGCCCAGCCCAAGCACCCUCCCAUCAAUCUACAGGUACAUCUGGUUCACGAGGAACAAAGCGUAAGACACCGAUGAUUGAUUCCUUUGAUUCUCAAGUGGAGAAAAUGACCAGUGCUCUUGGAUUGAUGUCUGAUGCAUUGAUUAGUGGUAAUUGUAUUUCUAGUAAGCUGCAUGAUGUGGCUGAAAGGCAGGUGGGAGUCGCAGAACGUCAAGUUGUAGCAAUUGAAGAGCGCAAUGAAAUUUACAAAGACCAGUUGACCGUCUUUAAACAUAGUAAACCACGUAUAUAUACUGAAUCAGAUGUGUGGAACAUGUUGACUGAACUGAAUGUAAUUGAUCACCUCCGCAUGCAGUGCUAUGAAUUUUUAUGCACUAAUGAUCAAAAGAAGCGCCUGCUUUUUGGUGUACCAGCUCACAUGCGCCUGCAGACUCUGUUUCAAAUGAUGAAUGUCGGUGGGCUGCAGUGACAGUUCAUGUUCAGCCUAUGUUUUUUUGCUAGUGUGCAUUAUGUACUUUUUGGGGUGUUUGUACUGAAGACAUCUUCUAGUGCCUUUAGCUAUUUUGUGUUACUAAUUUGUAAUCUAUUAUGGAAAGAAGUAGGAAGCUAGGGAAGGGUUUUUUGAUGUAAAAGGAUCUAUUUUUUUGUUAUGGUGGCAGUCAUAUGCUUUGUAAGCCUUUUGAAUGUAAUUGACUCAAACAUUAUGUAUGGAU